UGGAGGUAUUCGACAGAGUCGACCAUCUCAAUAUAAUGGAGAACACGGUCCACCAACUGCAGAUUACGAAGACGGCCGUCGAUGAAGUCUGCGAAUAAAGGAAAUGGACUUUCAAGUAUCCUUCAGGACUACUCCAGCAUGUCAAACCAUCAUGGGAGCCUGACGGAGGGGGCCACAACAAACAAAAGGCUUUCUGCAAGUACCAGGGACUUCCAGGUCUACUUCAUAACUUCUUCAGCAAAUGCACCAUGGGAUCGUCAUCAUCAACUCCAGGAAGGACAUCAGCCAUCGUGGGACCAUCUUCGUGAAGAUAGAAGGGACUUCAAGUCUACAGCAGGACGGCUCCAACACAUCAGGGACACCAGCCGCCGUGGGAUCACCAUCGGGGGGACCGUUUUUAACGGGUGCGAAUCCCUCCCAAUGGUAAGGGCCACCUUCCAAUGGCUGGAACCGUCUUCCAACGGUAAGAGGUCCCUUCCAACAUCGAGGAUCGCCACUCAUAGGUAAGACUUAUCCCUCUGCGAAUAGGAACACCUUCAAGUUGCUUGAAGGUGAUCCUAUCCGCGGGAGAUUCGGUACUUGUACCGCAUCUUCUGCCGAUAGGAUCAUUUUUAAGCAAUUUGAAAGUGAUUCCCGUUUGCAUAGGUAUAAGUCCAGCCUCUGAAUGGUGAUCCAAGAAGUUGUAAGGAACUUCUUACUUCUUGGAAGAUAGUUCCUGGUCAUUGGAGGAUGGCUGUUACUACUUGGGAGGGCAUUCAAUCCUGCUAAAAAUGGUCCCGUGCGCGAACAGGGGACCCGCGUCCCCCACCGGCGUUUAAUAACAAAAACGUUCGAUGUAGGGAUGCACCAUUAAAAAAAUUAAAAUAAAAUUGCAUUUUUUA
Molecule: messenger RNA, 881 nt
Organism: Agrilus planipennis (emerald ash borer)
Lineage: Eukaryota; Metazoa; Arthropoda; Insecta; Coleoptera; Buprestidae
Source: RefSeq, a predicted model, not a curated record